This is a messenger RNA of Corticium candelabrum, 8216 nucleotides long. RefSeq names its product telomerase protein component 1-like. Gene Ontology annotation, biological process: telomere maintenance via recombination. The transcript has 51 exons. The coding region runs from base 93 to 8078 and encodes 2661 amino acids. The record is from RefSeq and is a predicted model, not a curated record. NCBI's taxonomy places the organism in Eukaryota, Metazoa, Porifera, Homoscleromorpha, Homosclerophorida, Plakinidae. Gene Ontology annotation, cellular component: telomerase holoenzyme complex. Gene Ontology annotation, molecular function: telomerase activity; protein binding; telomerase RNA binding.
GAUUGCGCUUGCUUGUGCAACAAGCUGUAAUUCUCUAGAGCGAUCAGCCAGCGCUUUGUCUCAUCUUCUCGGUCUUCGACUUGCCGGUCGUCAUGACUUCUGGUAGGAAAGAGUCACCGAGAAGCCUCGCAAAUCCGCUGCUGUUGACGCGAGAGAGUCGUGAUCAACGAGAAUCGGACGCGUCUAGAGUCACAAGAGAUCUAAACUAUCAACGGCUAUUGAGCUCUUCAUCAGUCAUCAGUGAAACAGACGAGAAAGAGACAAAAAGCAAGCUCUUGUCUACUCAAACUUCUUGUGAUCACGAUACAUCCACCAAGUCUGCAAUGAAAUUAUCUACUGCAACUUCCUCAAAACUUAUUGGGAAAGGAACCGCAAGAAAAGACUUGACUACAUCAGGAAUCACAAAGAGUGGCCUAUCAACAUUGUCACAACAGACUUUGUUGUCGUCGAGCAGUUUGCUUGGAAAGUCAUCCUCCCAGUCGACAAGUAUCUCCUUGAAAAGCUCGCUUCUGUCUCAUACUACUGGUUCAAGUUUGUCUCAAUUACGUGGAGAAUCGUUGAAGGCAUCGUAUCUCUUGUCUUCGUCGUCACUCGGAGGUAGCACUAGAAGUGUUGGUAGUCUUUCAAGUUCGAAACUCACUACAACUCUUCAGCCUGUCUCACUCUCUCGCUCGUCCCUCCUUUCGUCCACUACAUCCCUCAGUGUUUCAUCUCGACAGCCAAACUUGACGUCAUUCACGACUGCAAAGCCAGCAGAUCACAAACGAACUGAACAUCAAGAUGGAGCUUCUGGUAGAGCACAAGAAGCUCCUCCUUUGGUGGACACUAGAGGAUUUGUUCGGCCACAGUAUGACUUUUCUGGUGGCUUGUCUGAGGCUGCGAGAGUUGUUUCGCUGUCAGAGACGUUUGGUAGGUUUGUGGAAGAUGUGGAGUCGAUACAGUUCAGUCUUGUUGAUGUGGUGGCAUUGAAGACCACGUUGAUCAACUUCGUUGCUGCAUCUCUCAUCUCAGCUCCAAACUUUCGAGAACCAUCUGAUCCCACUCGCACAGCUCUCAUGUCCUUGUGUCAUCAAGUAAUUCAAUAUGAUGCAGAGUUUGUGCUCAAGGUUGCUCUCUAUACUCGAUGUGAGUUGAACAUUCGAACAACAGCAAACUUUCUCAUUGCCGUUGCGUCUAACUCUUCAACUUGUCGUCCUUUCCUUCGGAAGUAUUACUCAGCAUCUAUUCGUCUGCCGUCUGAUUGGAUCGAUGUGGCUGAGUUGUAUCAAGCUUUUCAUGAUAAAUCGCUUAAUUUUGGUUCGUUGCCAACGGCUCUUCGUAAAGCCAUGAUUACAAAGUUUCCACAAUUUGAUGAAUAUCAAUUGGGAAAAUACAACAAGGAGAAGAAGAAGAAACCAGUUAAGAAGACUGAGAAGCCAUGCACAAAAGAGGAACCGGCUAAGGAGGGUCAAGAGGAACCAAGCUUUGAACAUCAGGUGUCUUUAUCUGGUGUAGCCCCAGAUGAAGGAGAAGACCAUCACACAGAUGAAGAACUCGUUCGGCUAUCAUUCACUCUAAAGCAACUGAUUCGUAAACUUCACAUCACAGAACCAGUCAAUCACGUGAUGUGCCUCGUUGGCAAGAAAUACCCUGAUGAUCUGGAGAGCUUCUACAAGAGCAGACUGCCGGGCACAUUUGAUGAACAAAAGGCUGGAAAAAGAAUGAAGUUGCCAACACCAGAAACUUGGGAGACGCAGGUGUCCUUGAAGGGCAACAAGGCAUCAACAUGGGAGGAACUUAUUGAUCAUCGUAAGUUGCCGUUUAUGGCCAUGCUGCGCAAUCUCAGAAAUCUGAUUUUGGCUGGGAUAUCACGUAAACACCAUGGCUGGGUGAUCAAGAAACUUACAGAUGAGGGAUCUGUGAUUAACAGUCGUCAGUUUCCCUUUCGAUUCUUUUCUGCUUUCGAAGUUCUCAGCGAAUUGGAAAAGAUGGCUUCAGAACCAGUGUCAGCUAUGAAAGUGAAGAAAACACUGCCGACACCACAACUCAUUGCUGCUAAACGAAGGCAUCAUUUUGCAACGCAAGCUGCUAAAAUACUGAAAGCGGAUUUUGAGAUUAUUGCUCGUUAUCGACAAUCACUGGACAUGGCUGUGAAAAUUGCUACUCGUCACAAUGUGAAGCCAAUUCAUGGUCGAACGGUCAUCUUUUGCCAUGUGGGGUCUGGUGGAGACAGGCCUUGCACUUCGUUUAGAGGAAUAGGCAAACCAAGAACGAUCCUAGAAGUUGGCCUGCUGUUGGGCCUGAUGUGCAAGUAUGCGUGUGAGGAGUGUGAUUUUCGCAUUUUUGGUAACGAACAGUUUGUAAAAGUGUCACUCGGAAGUGAAUCCAUAUUGGAGAGUGUUCAGACAUUACAAACAGAGAUACAAAGAAAGUCGAUGAUGACGUCUGCGGUGAACGUGAUGGGGUCCACUCUAAUGGACAUGUUGAGAGAUCAUUUGCAGAUUGACAAUCUCAUCGUCUUGAACACCAAUCAAACCACAAGUCAGUCCUCAUUCUAUUCCGACUUUCUCUACAAGUACAGACGCGUCGUGAACAACAAGCUGUUGUUUGUGAAUGUUGACUUGGGUGGUGCACGUGCAAGAGUGUUGAUGGAUCAGGCUCGGGCACACGAGAAUGAUGUUUAUCUGUCUGGUUACAGUGAUCAGAUUUUGAGGUUUGUUGCAGAGCGCGGUGGAGGUGGACAGCUGUUGCAUGUAGAGCAGAUAGAUCAAGCAUAUAAUGUGAAAUCCAUCAAGAUAGCAAACACAUUGCUUCACUCGCCGUCAGCUCUACCUCCUGCUGUAGACUCGGUAUCAACAUCAGUGACAGCUCCUGUGCCAAAAUGGAGGACGGUGCGUGUUUUCAUCAGUUCAACAUUUAAGGACAUGCAUGGUGAACGAGAUCUGUUGACACGGUUUGUUUUUCCUGAGCUGCGGGCUCGAGCGAAGCAGAGGUACAUCAGUGUGUAUGAGAUGGAUUUUCGCUGGGGAGUGACAGAGAAGGAAAUGCAUAGUGACAAAGGCAUCGAGAUCUGUCUCAGCGAAGUAUCAAAAUGUGACCUUUUUAUUGGUCUUCUUGGCACUCGAUACGGAUGGACUCCAAGCAAGUAUGUCGUACCCAACACUCCAGAUUUUGACUGGGUAAAGACAUAUCCAUCUGGACGAUCCAUCACAGAACUGGAAAUUCAGCAGACAAUUGGGCAAGGAAAAGAGAGAGCCGACGAACGAGCGUUCUUCUAUUUCCGAGAUUCGGAUUUUCUUGAGAAUGUGCCUGAAAGUGUCAAGCCAUCAUUCACUGCAGACAAGCCAGAACAUCAACGACGACUUCACGAACUAAAACAGCAAAUCAGAACGAGUGGAUGUGAGGUCUUCGAUGGUUAUUCGUGUCAUUGGGGUGGCGUUGUUGACGGGAAACCGAUGGUCACUGGACUGGAAGAGUUUGGAAGUCGAGUGUUGAAUAAUGUUUGGAAUGCAAUUUGUAGGAAGUUUCCUGACGAGGAUGCGUUUGCUGACCAGCUGAUUGAAGAAGAGGCUCUUCAUGAUGCAUUUGCUGAGCACAGGAGGAAGGAGUUUGUUGGCAGGAAGAAUUUACUUAAGCAAGCACAACUUAUGAUUGAGAGGAUGGAAGAGGGAGUGAUCGCAUUUGUAGGGAAGCAGGGCUGUGGAAGAACGUCACUGAUGUCUGCAUUUCUCUACCAAUAUGCUGACUCAAGAGCUUGCUCUUCCCGUCACUUGAUCAUCUCUCACUUUGUGGGCAUCACUCCAGGAUCUUCGAACAUUCUGUCUGCUCUUAAACGAAUCAUGUCAGAGCUGAAAGUUCGCUUUCACUUGACGUUGACCGUGCCAGAUGAAUUCCAUGAACUUGUUUCAGUCUUCUCACAGUUCCUGACAUCUUCAGUCGAAAUUUGCGGCAGCUCUUCUCGUCUCGUUGUUUUCAUGGAUGCACUUGAUGCUCUUGAUCCUUCCCAUCAGGCACACACUCUUGAAUGGCUGCCUGAUCCUUUACCAAAGGGAGUUGUGUUUGUUGUGAGUGUCAUUGAUGGUGGACAAUUAGCUGCAUCACUUGAGAGACGAACCCAGAAACCAAACUAUGUUACCGUUGGAGGACUAGACAUGUUUGACAAGGCAGAAGUCGUACGCCAGUCACUCAAGCAACACCGGAAAUCUCUGGAUGAGUUACCAUUUAAUAACCAAUUGAAACUGCUGCUUAGCAAGAAGGAUGCAACUGUGCCUCUGUAUUUAAGCAUUGCUUGUGAGGAGCUUCGUGUCUUUGGAGUCUUUGAGAAGGUGUCAGAAAAGUUGAAAAAAAUGCCAACAUCUCUGAGUGGUUUACUCCAAGACGUAAUUCAGAGACUGGAGAGUGACCAUGGACAAGAACUCUUGUCUACCGCACUGCAGUUGCUGUGCUGCACCAGAAUAGGUUUGAGUGAGUCUGAGCUGAUUGGAUUGCUAAGGUUACAUCAGACUUUCUCAUCUCAGAUGAUGAAGUUAUCUCCAUUGGAUUCAUCACUAAAGGAUAUCCUUGAUGGUAGAGUAGCAGACUGUGUGCCUCCGGUUCGAUUCUCUCAUCUAGUGAGGAGCUUACGAGGCUUCUUGCAGCCGACAGCAGAAUUAAGUGAAGGUCUUCUAGUUUUGGCUUACACGGCUGUUAUUGAUGCUGUCAAGCUUCGAUACAGGAAAGGCUCUUCAUUACAUCAAGACAAUAUCCUUCACCGUCUCUUGGCAGCUUACUUCUAUUGGGAAAUUGAUCCAAAGGGUGACAAGUCAUUUGAUGGAGCUAACAAGAGAGCAUUGAGUGAAUUGCCUCAUCACUUGGCAUCUGCAGGCCUUUUCUCUGAGUUAGAGGUCGUGUUGUGUGAUUUGCAUUUCAUUGAAACCAAAUGUCUUGUUGGAUUGGGUGGACAGCUUCCUGACGACUUCGUGGUUGAACGAAGGGAAGGAAUGACGACUGCACAAGAGAGAGAGCAUCAGCGUUUCUUAGAUAACCAAAGUGUGAAUGAUUAUCGCCUGUUUAUUUUGAAGAAUCUGCAUAUCAUCUCACGAUAUCCCAGUUUGGUUCUUCAACAGGCAUUGAAUGAGCCCAGCUGUUCUGUGGUAUCUCAAGCAGCUCAACAGUUUGUCACAUCACAAAGUCAAGCAUCGCAGCUUCUGUCUUGGAGCAACAAAAGGGAAGGAAUGGACCCGUGUAAGACGACUCUGACGGGAUUUAGUCAGGCUGUGAAUGUUGUCACCAUUUCACCCAAUAGAAAACACUUGGCUUGCGGCUCAUUCGAUUGCACACUCAAACUCUACGAUCUCACGACCGGAAAAGAAUUGAGGUCAUUCGUUGGCCAUUCUGAUGCCAUUUCAGGUUGCUGCUUUGCUGGUGUUUCACGCCUUUGCAGUGCAUCUGUUGACGGGAAGCUCAGUUUGUGGGAUGUAGAGGAAGGCCAUCGAGUGUCCAUGAUGCAUCGUCACAAGCGGCGUGUUGGCUCUUGUGCAUCUGAUCCGGCAGGCAAGUUAAUCGUUUCUGUUGGAUGGGACUGUGCAGUGUACGUGUGGAAUGCAAAGGAUGGCAAGCAAGUGUGUGAAUUGAAGGGAGAAAAACGACCAAUCAAUUGUGUUGAUUUUCAUCCUGAGGGUGACUUUGUGGUUACUGGUAGUUGGGAUGCUAGUCUGAAGAUUUGGGACGUUUUCAAUAAGAAGAAAAUUAAGACCUUGAGAGGACACCAGGCUGCUGUUCGAGCUGUUGCCUAUUCACCCACUGGACUCCAAAUAGCUUCUGCAUCGCUAGAUGGUGAGGUCAAACUCUGGUCUUCUCUUGCUGGAUCUCAGGUAGGAACAAUUGCUGGCCACUCACAGCCCAUAAAUCGGCUUUGUUUUACUCACUUGGGUCAUCAUCUUGUAACAGUCAGUGAUGACCAACUUAUCAAGGUUUGGAGUGGACAACUUGGAAAGCCAGUCAACUCCAUUGCAUCAGGAAAGGCACUUGGCAGCAUACAUUGUCUCUCCAUCUCGCCUGAUGGUCACUUUGUUGCCAUUGGAUACCACGGAAAGACUGUUCGCAUUUGCAGACUGGAGGAAGAGACAGAGAUAUGUGUGAUGUCAGAUGUGCAUGGUGCUGCUGUGUGCUGCAUCACAUGGAGUGGAGAUGGGCAAUCACUUGUGUCGGGAUCAGAUGACUGCACACUGAAGGUAUUUGAUACGCAAGACGUCCACAAUACUAGGCAGCUGUGCAGCCUCAUUGGUCAUCAAAAAGGUGUCUGGUGUGUCGCAUGCAGUGACCAGAGGAUUGCAUCAGGAUCAGAGGACUUUACAGUCAACAUCUACUUUACAGCAGGACUAAAGAAAUCUACACAAACAGCAGGUGUUGUUCCUAAGAAAGUGUUGACUCAUCACACGGCUCCUGUGACUGGAUUGUGUUUCACCAGUGAUGGAAAACAACUCAUAUCUGCCAGCCGCGACAGGUCUUUGGUGGUGUGGAGUGUCACUGGUGAGCCAAUCAAAGUGUUGCACGAGUGUCAUAAGGAUUGGAUUUCUGCGUGUGCAAUAGCUGACAACGACAGUUACUUGGUGACUGCUUCAAACGACUUCACCCUCAAACUAUGGAGCAUGAAAACAUAUUCAGAGAAAGCUGUUUUCACAGGACACGUCGGAGCGAUCAACAGUGUAGCAAUAAAGGCUGGAUGUGUUGUAUCAGCCAGUGUUGAUGGCACAGUCAAGGUGUGGAGUCACCGUGGUGUAGAAAUCACGACUCUUCAUGGCAAUGGACAGCGUGUGAAUGCUUGUGCUGUCCACGUUGCCAAGAGCGACAACGCAGGUGGAGAGUCGUCUUCCUCGUGGGCAGAAAUGGUGCAGGAUGCGACAGAUUUUGAAGAGAAAGGGACGACCUUCAAUGUGGCAGACGUCGUGGUCACUUCAGGACGGGAUGAUGGAACUGUUUCAGUGUGGAAAGCAUUGCAGGCACAUGAAUUGAACUCACUGGUGGGACAUUCAGAUCGUGUUGUUGGUGUCACAACCAAUGGAACAGACAUCAUAACAAGUUCUUUUGACAAGACUGUGAAAAUUUGGUCACCGAAACUCGAUGAUGCGACUGUUCUUUUCUUCUCUCAUGGUGGUGCAGUGACAUCUGUGGUUAUGUCUCAGUGUGGCAACUGGGCUCUGUCAAGCAGCAGAGAUGGCAUGGUUGCUGUGUGGAAACUGUGGGUAGAUGAUGAAGAUCAGGUUUUCAAAAAUCAAUUGUUUUGUAGUUUUAAGACACAUGACGACUCAACCAAUGCAGUCUGCUUCAUCUCCACCAGCAAAACACAGAUCAAAUUCGUCACAGCCGGCAAUGAUGGCUUUGUCACAUUCUGGGUGUGUAACAUUACUGCAUCACCAGCUCGCGUUCCAACAGCAACAGAGAAACACCAACACAGCACAAGACCCGUCACAUGCCUAGCCUACAACAGCAAGUCCGGAUACCUUGUCUCUGGUGGUUGGAAUGGCAUCGUAAGCUUCUGGAAUGUGACAAAGAAGAAAGUGAGACGAGCUAGGCAAUUAAAGAGUCAGAAUGAGUGGAUUCUAACGUUAGCAUUUGUUGGCGAUUCUCAUCUUGUUGUUGGAACAGCCGGCAACGAAAUUUCAGUGUGGGAUCUCACUGAGUUCAAAUGUGCGUGUAACGUCUAUGCCCAUGCAGACUCUGAUGAUAAGGAGAAUAAAAACAAAUGCUGGCCAGCUGCAUUGUGUAUUACUCAGCAGGCUUGUCUCACUCAGCUCAUACCACAAGCAGGAAAUCUUGUAGCAAUCGCAGGCGACACUAUGGGUCUGUUGACUGUACGAGACGUUAGUUCACUGAAGGAAUUGUGGAGUAAGAAGGUUCACAGUUCGCCUGUGACAUCAAUAGCUGUGGGGAUCGGCUCGAUCUACACGUCAUCGGGUGACGGCACCAUCAAAGUGUGGAGUUGUACGGAUGGCAAGCAGGUUGGUCAGUUCUUCUGCCGUGCACCUGUCACGACGAUGGCGCUUGUGUGUGUGCGCGGAUACGACACACUGAUUGCUGGUGACAGCAUCGGCAAUGUUGAAUUUCUAGCCACUGUGUAAGGGUAUGACACAAACGUUUUCGCUGAUAGGCAAUUGUAGCACUGUGGUCAGUUGUGUUUGAUGUUGGUGUGUGUGGUUUGGUGUUUUUGUUUAACAGAAUGUCGUGUAAGCUGAGGAAUAGAUUAAUAUUAAUGAGUA